UACGCAUCGAGCGUUGGACCAGGACGACGUCACUUUAUCCAACGACCACCAAAUAGCAAAGUAUAUGAACAAAAAACUACAUACACAGACGCUAAGCUGUAAUUUUCACUCGCACAAUCGCAGCUUUACCUAUACACAAGCACUGAAUUUCGAANACCGAAAAAAAAAAAAAGAAAAAAAAUUGCGGAAAAAUGGUGGCGUACGCCGCGGCCGUGGAUGCUCUGAGCGAGCGCGCCGCCGUGAUGAGGGAAUCGAUGUUGAAAACUCAGGCCAUCGCCGAUAACAUGGUCGCGAUCCUCGGCUCCUUCGACCGCCGCCUCUCCGCCCUCGAGACCGCCAUGCGCCCCACACAGAUUCUCGUUUCAGUUUUAAUAGGUUUGAUUAUUUUGGCGUUUCAGCUGAAAACGCAUUCGAUCAGGAGAGCGCACGAGAAUAUCGACAAGACGCACAAGGCUGCUGAGCUGAUUCUGGAACAAUUUGAUCGCUCGCGCAAGUUUCUUUGCUAUACUCUGGUUUUUGGGUAUGCUACUGGGAAGUACCUUCCGUUGGCAAAGGGGCUGGCCGAAGCUAAGAUAAUGAGGGGACCUCAUGAAGAUUUGGAGAGCUAUCUAGAAGCAGUGGAUCAGCUUAGGAGCAUUGUUCGCUUUUUAACUGGAAACAAAGGUUUCCAGGGUAGUAUCGGGAUGGUUAAUCAAGCCAAUGCUUUAUUAACCAAAGCAAUUGCCAAACUAGAGGAAGAAUUCAGACAGCUUCUCACCUCAUACAGCAAGCCUGUAGAACCUGAUCGACUUUUUGACUGCCUGCCAAACGCCAUGAGACCAUCAACAGGGUCACCACGUGAAAGAGAAUUGAGUGGAAAAAAGACUUCUGGCCAAGAAGAAAAUGCAGAAAAUAUUGUCUAUCAACUCCCACCUCUAAUUCCACCUCGACUUCUGCCCUUACUUCACUCUAUGAUUCAGCAAAUGAUACCAGCUGGCCACAAACAGCAGGUCGUCAUUAUAUAUAGGGAAGCACGGUCUGCAGCCCUUGAGCAAACUUUAAAGAAACUUGGUGUUGAAAGACUUAGUAAAGAGGACGUGCAAAAGAUGGCGUGGGAAGUCCUAGAGGCAAAGAUAGGAAACUGGAUUCAUUUCGUGCGGAUUGCUGUCAAGCUUUUGUUUGCCGGGGAGAAGAAAUUGUGUGACGAGAUUUUCGAAGGUCAUGAUAAUCUUAGGGACCAGUGUUUUGCCAAGGUCACAGCAAACAGCAUGGCGGUUCUCCUCAGUUUUGGUGAAGCAAUCACUAAGAUCAAAAGAUCACCCGAAAAGCUGUUUGUCCUCCUUGACAUGUACGAGAUUAUGCAAGAACUUCAGCCAGAGAUGGAUGCCAUAUUUAGAAGCAAAUUCUGUGGCGAAAUGCGGGAAGCCUUCGUGGUCCUUACGAAACGACUGGUCCAGACAGCACAAGAAACAUUUGGUGAUUUUGAAGAAGCAGUUGAAAAAGACGCCACAAAAACUACCGUUCUUGACGGAACUGUCCACCCCCUGACGAGCUAUGUGAUUAACUAUGUGAAAUUUUUAUUUGACUAUCACUCAUCAUUGCUACAACUCUUUAGAGAGUUUCAUGAAGCUAAUGCAGAGGAGCAGCUGGCGAAUAUAACCACGCGGAUAAUGCAGGCUCUUCAGACGAAUCUUGAUGGGAAAUCUAAGCAGUAUAAAGAUCCCGCUUUGACACAGCUGUUUUUGAUGAACAAUAUGCACUACAUUGUAAGAUCCGUUCGCAGAUCUGAAGCAAAGGAUCUGUUGGGCGAUGACUGGGUUCAGAUACACAGACGAGUAGUCCAGCAGCAUGCUAAUCAGUACAAAAGGAUUGCUUGGUCUAAGAUUCUUCAGUGCCUAACGAUUCAGGGGGUGCAGUCAGGCGGCAGCAGCUCAUUCUUGGAAAUCGGCAGCACAUCGAGUGUUUCGAGAGCAAUGGUGAAAGACAGGUUCAGAAACUUCAACGUGCUGUUUGAGGAGAUUCACCAGAGGCAGUCCCAAUGGACAGUCCCUGACAGCGAAUUACGAGAAUCUCUGAGGCUAGCGGUUGCUGAGGUUCUACUGCCCGCAUACAGGUCUUUCGUCAGACGAUUCGGGCCUAUGAUUGAGGGUGGGCAAAACCCACAAAAGUACAUCAGAUAUAGCCCAGAAGAUCUAGAAAGUAUGCUGGCAGAUUUUUUCGAAGGCAAGACCUUGAACGAACAAAGACGCAUGAUAGAUUUUAAAUAAUCCCUGUACUGCAGAUAGUUUUUUUUUUUUUUUU
Molecule: messenger RNA, 2280 nt
Organism: Striga asiatica
Lineage: Eukaryota; Viridiplantae; Streptophyta; Magnoliopsida; Lamiales; Orobanchaceae
Source: the annotation of a GenBank genome assembly